Molecule: messenger RNA, 1679 nt
Organism: Thrips palmi
Lineage: Eukaryota; Metazoa; Arthropoda; Insecta; Thysanoptera; Thripidae
Gene: Ist1
Product: IST1 homolog
Exons: 7
Coding region: 186-1421 (411 amino acids)
Biological process (GO): protein transport
Source: RefSeq, a predicted model, not a curated record
CUACUCCACACACUCACCUCUACCUGGCCGUGACUCGUCAGUGAAUCAUAUUUUGACAUUGUAUUGUUUGUCCCUGCGACUUAGGUUGUGUAAUGUUUAUUCAGAGUUGACAGGAGCAACUCGUGUUUGAUUUGUUAUUUGCCAAAGUUAAUUUUCAUUUCGUGGCACCUUUAACCUAGUCUAAAAUGUUUUCAAGCGGUCCAAACUACACUAAGCUCAAAACCCAUUUGAGGUUAGCAAUUAACAGAUUGAAAUUGCUGGAAAAGAAGAAAACAGAAUUGGCCCAAAAAGCGAGAAAAGAAAUCGCAGACUACCUGGCUGCUGAUAAAGUUGAACGUGCCCGAAUCAGGGUGGAGCAUAUCAUUCGAGAAGACUACAUCGUUGAAGCGUUUGAAGUUGUUGAAAUGUACUGUGAUCUUCUUCUCGCACGGUUUGGACUCUUACAACAAAUGAAAACCCUAGACGAAGGUCUUGCUGAAGCUAUAUCAAGCAUCUUGUGGGUGGCGCCUCGAAUCCAAGCUGAUAUUCAAGAAAUGUCGGUUAUUACAGAUCAAAUGACUGCAAAGUAUGGCCGGCAGUAUGUAGAUGCAUGCCGGGAGGAUGCUAUUGGGACAGUUUCUGAAAAGUUAAAGCACAAAAUGAGUGUGCAAGCUCCACCUAAACUGUUGGUUGAAAAGUACCUCAUUGAAAUUGCCAAAAAUUAUAACAUUGAAUUCACUCCAGACCCUCAGGUUAUGAGAGAAGAUGAACCACAGAAUGCAGAUGAUGUCCUCUUGUUGGAUUUGGAUCAAGACAGGAACAAUUUAGGUGGUAAUGGUAAUGGUGGGAGUGGUGGUGGUGGUCUUCCUCAGCCUGCAGGAUUUGUGGGUUUCCCUCAACCACCAAUGCUUCCAUCAUCUUCAGAUUUCCAGCCUUUCAACUACCCUCCUCCAAAGCCUUCUGCUGGACCUGCCGGGGGUUUUGUAGUCCCUCCUCCCUUGCCGCAGCAGGGACCAGCAGGGGCUCAUUCUGCUGGAGCUAUUGGAGGUGGAUCUGUUCCUUUUGAUGAUAAUAUGUCAGCACCAUUCAACAAAAAUCCUGCCUCUAUGUCAUACAACAUCCCACCAGGUGGUGAUAGCAGUAGCAAUGCCAAUAAUAUGCAGGAUUCUCCUCCUCCAUCUUUUCACAGCCUGUUCCCUCCUGAUGUCAACUUAAAGAAGCAGAGUUCUGACCAGCCGAAGCCUGCACCAAGAUCAAAACUAUCCCCCGGGGAUGAUUUACGCAACACACGAAGCAGCGGCCUCAACUUUCAUCUGCCUGACCUCCCUUCAGUCCCCACCAACAGCUUCCCUCCCGAUGAAGUGGAUGGACGUCCUGGCGCUGACGAUAUUGACUUUGAUGAUUUAACGCGGCGUUUUGAGGAGUUGAAGAAAAAGAAGUAAAUUCUUGCCAGCACUUCACAAGAGCAACAGCUCAAACUCAUUCUUGCAUCUUAUUUGUUUAAGAUAUAAUCAUUAUUUUGGUUUCUUUAUUUCUCAGAGGAGAGCAAAUUUGUCCAAUAUUUUUUUGUCUCUGUUCUGGGAAAAUUUUAGUUUUCCUUAUUUGCAUAUUAGUUAGUCAUUGCUUCAUCAAUCUGUGAUUAUACGAUAAAAGAAAUUUGGAUGGGAACCCCCACAAUUAAAUAAAUUAUGUCUUUAGCA